Molecule: messenger RNA, 2332 nt
Organism: Lathyrus oleraceus (garden pea)
Lineage: Eukaryota; Viridiplantae; Streptophyta; Magnoliopsida; Fabales; Fabaceae
Product: probable flavin-containing monooxygenase 1
Exons: 5
Coding region: 210-1805 (531 amino acids)
Molecular function (GO): flavin adenine dinucleotide binding; NADP binding; N,N-dimethylaniline monooxygenase activity
Source: RefSeq, a predicted model, not a curated record
AAUAGACAUGUAAACACUUUUGCUAUUUUUCUUGUUGAUUCACUUCAACCAACUAAAAGUCUACGGCACGUGAUCUCACUAUGACGACUGCAUGCAGCUCAAGCUACCUAUAUAUAUACCAACCUAACAUCAUAGAAUUUCAUCACACACUCUCGUUCAUUCAAUAUUCACACAUAGAAAUUAUUUAAAUUUUUCAAUACCAAAAAACCAUGUCUAUGAUCAAUGAAAACAAUGAAAAUAACCAUCCAAAAAUAGUAUCUAAAAUAGGAAUAAUAGGAGGUGGAGUGAGUGGUAUAGCCAUAGCAAAACAGCUAUCACACUUCAAUCCUAUUGUGUUUGAAGCCUCUGAUUCCAUUGGUGGUGUGUGGAAGCAUUGUACAUACAAUUCCACAAAACUUCAAUCUCAUCGUAGGGAUUAUGAGUUCACUGAUUUUCCUUGGCCCAAUAGAGAUAACAAUGAUUUUCCUACACAUGUUCAAGUGUUGGAUUAUUUGCAUUCUUAUGCUAAAUAUUUUGAUGUGGUAAAGAAUAUCAGGUUUAACUCUAAGGUAGUGGAACUCAAGUUCGUUGGUAACCCUAAUUCUCGGUUCGGAGGAAUAGGACUAACUUGUGAUCUUGAAUAUGGAAGUUUACUUUCGGGACAGUCUAUGUGGGAUGUUGCUGUGCAGAUCAAUAAUUCCGAUAUUAUUCAGUGGUACAGCUUCGAGUUUGUGGUGAUUUGCAUAGGGAAAUAUGGAGACAUACCAAAGAUUCCAAUGUUUCCAUUGAAAAGAGGCCCUGAGAUAUUCAAUGGAAAAGUCCUUCAUACACUUGAUUACUGUAACCUUCACCAACAAGCUGCUAAUCAACUUCUCAGCAACAAAAAAGUUGUUGUAGUUGGUUUCAAAAAAUCUGCUCUUGAUUUAGCCAUGGAAUGUGCACAGGCAAACCAAGGAGUUGAAGGAAAACCAUGCACCAUGGUGAUAAGAACUUUGCAUUGGACAGUUCCACAUUAUUGGAUAUGGGGUUUGCCAUUUUUCUUGUUUUACUCAACAAGAUCUUCACAGUUACUCCACCAAAGACCAAACCAAGGCUUACUCAGAGCUCUUCUAUGCUUCAUGUUAUCUCCAAUGAGGCUUGGCAUUUCAAAGUUCAUUGAGUCCUACCUUCUAUGGAAAGCUCCUUUGGAGAAGUAUGGCUUAAAACCUGAACACCCUUUUGAGGAAGAUUACGCGUCGUGUCAAAUGGCUAUCAUGCCGGAAAAUUUCUUCUCUGAGGUGGAAAAAGGUAAGAUUCUCUUUAAAAAGGCGUCGAAGUGGUGGUUCGAUAACGAAGGGAUCGAGUUUGAAGAUGGCACUAAGGUGGAAGCUGAUGUAGUGAUCCUUGCAACUGGUUUUGAAGGAAAGAAAAAGCUCAAAGCGAUUUUGCCAGAACCGUUUUGUAGUCUGUUGGAGUACCCUUCUGGUCUUAUGCCGUUAUACAGGGGGACUAUUCAUCCGUUGAUUCCAAACAUGGCUUUUGUCGGAUACGUUGAGAGCGUUUCGAAUCUCCACUCUUCCGAGCUACGCUCAAUGUGGCUUUCUGGACUUGUAGACGAAAAAUUCAAGCUUCCGAAAGUUGAGAGAAUGCUUUCGCAGACACUUGAGGAGAUGGAAGUGAUGAAAAAGUCGACAAGGUUCUAUAAAAGACACUGCAUUUCGACAUAUAGCAUCAACCAUAGCGAUGAAAUAUGUAACGAUCUGGGAUGGAGUUCGUGGAGGAAGAAGAACUGGAUAUCCGAAGCAUUCGGCCCCUACAACAGUCAAGACUACAAGAAGGAAAAUUGAAUGCAUAGCCUAUAACCAUUGCAUAAAAAUAGUCGAAUUAUAAGAAAAAUAAGAGCAUGGUGUGCUAAACUCCUUUCAUAUAUACUCAAGAGUCGUGUUUCGAAAAUGUAGUCAUGAAUCUUUCAUGGUUUAUAGCCAUGUUAAUAAAAAUAAAUCAUAGAAAUUGCUGAACUUUGUUAUUUCACAAAGCAAACUCGAACUUACGAUAUGCAAAAGAUACUGAUAUGAUAUGUGACAGUGUUUGUGACAACAUCGCGAUACGUUACAAUUGUUUGCUCUCUAUAGAAGAAAGAGUAUUAUUUUCAUCACUAUCAUGUGACCAAAGUGUUCAAAAUCAGCUACUUAAUUACAACGGUUUCAUACAGAAGCGAUACAGAAGCUUUAAAGGCUUUGAAGUAGUUUCAAGGUCUCAUCGAUAUGCUUUUCGGGUUGGAACUGGUUGUUGUAAACGAGCUGAACCACGCCGUUUUUGUCAAUAACAUAAGUCUCUCUCCCUGGCAAUGAUCCAAAGAAAUCGCCCGGAACUC